GCCGCGAAUCGGCUCUUGCCCCAUCCGAGCCUUCGUCCUCUCUCUCCUCCUCUCCUUCUUCGUCUUCUUCCUCUUCCCGAUCUGCCUCGUCCCUUGGUGCUGAGAUUUUCAGGGAGCAGGAUGAACCAUCGCCAGCCGGAGCAUGAGCCCCUCGAGCAUUUCCAGACGCCGCUUGCAGAUCGUUUGUUGUGGCAUCAGUUCAAUGAGGAAAGGCAGUUGCGAUACGACAUUCAGCAGGUGAACGUGUCAGCGCCUGGGGUUGCUGAUCUGGCGGCGUACUCGUUACUUUGUGAUCGGAUGAUGUAUGCGGGGGUGUACGUGGACGUGACGCCGUUGCCUGGGCGGGAGACGACUCGAGUGUUCAUCGAGUUCCGCGCGCUCCAGGUGGCACCUAACUUCGUGCAUAGCGUCGCCACCUUUAUCGGAGNGGCAUUUACGAGGAUGAACCAUCGCCAGCCGGAGCAUGAGCCCCUCGAGCAUUUCCAGACGCCGCUUGCAGAUCGUUUGUUGUGGCAUCAGUUCAAUGAGGAAAGGCAGUUGCGAUACGACAUUCAGCAGGUGAACGUGUCAGCGCCUGGGGUUGCUGAUCUGGCGGCGUACUCGUUACUUUGUGAUCGGAUGAUGUAUGCGGGGGUGUACGUGGACGUGACGCCGUUGCCUGGGCGGGAGACGACUCGAGUGUUCAUCGAGUUCCGCGCGCUCCAGGUGGCACCUAACUUCGUGCAUAGCGUCGCCACCUUUAUCGGAGACUUGACGAUCCUGCCGCAGCUGAGUCGGGAGCCGGCGCGAAGCUUUGUGCGCGAAUACGCGGUGCAGGCGGCUAGAUCAGUGGCCAGAGUGCAAGGACGGGGAGGACAUCGAUUCACAGCCCACGAAGCACUGUUACGCAGGGCGGAUAACGGACCAAUUGCGUUGGUGCCACAGCUCCCCGCGGGCCCUUAUCCUAUGCGCGAGUUCUCGAAGUAUCUGAUGGAGCUGACUGACGUGGAGCCGCUGCCCUUCGUAGACGAAGACGCGUGGGAAUUGCACCGCGCGCUAUACAUGUCGGUGGUGUUGGGGAUGUUCCGGUUCUUCGUGGAUCACGAAGAUCACUGCAUCGGGGAGCACUUUGUCGUUUAUUACGUCAUCACGCGGCCCAAGCCAGCACAGAAGAAGGGGACAGUGGCGUUGUACCCAUUUGCCCAGCUACAGACGACCGAUCCGGGAUUGUUGGAACUCAUACAUCUUGAGCUCCUAUCUAUUGCGCAAGUGAUCGCGAGCGAGGAAGAGGAGGUCCAGCCACGAUUGCGGAUGGCGGCUGCCCCACGGAGAACGUACAACGCGGCCGCCAUCCCGGAUUUCAUUGCGCAGCACGAGGAGAGGUUAGAGGAUUUCCCUGAGGAAAAGCCGCUGCGACCUCCCUCAUCGUAUCCCAGACCUGCGCCGCCAAAGGCCCCCAAGAAGACGCCAAAGAGAAAGAGACGCCACCCAUCGCCAGGAGCGCAAGGUAGCCAAAUCGGUGGCGGCGAGGAGGUGGUUCAGCCCGUGCGCACGCGGAAUCUCGGCCCGGUGCCUGGGAGUGUGGCGACACUGGUUAAGGAGAUUGUCGUGCCAUCGCCGCCCUUCCCACGCGUGCCCAUCUCAAUCUCGAUGGAGCCGGGCCAUCAGCCGCAGCAGCAGCCGGAGGAGGAAGCCGAAUGGGAUUACCGGAUCCCGUAUCCAGAUCCCCCGUCCUCGCCGGACCUUUCCGCUUUCGCCAGCCACCCCGGAGUGCCCCGAUCAUUGACAUUAGUAGUUCCUCCGAGCCGGACGGUCCAUCCGACCGAGGUGGAUUUCAUGGUGGAGCCCACCACCAUCAGGCUCGAGGCCAUUGCGGAGGCGCCGCGCCCUGAUCCGGCGUGGGAGCCAUAUCUGACACCCCCUUUUCAAGGGUGUAUCGCGGGGAUGCUCAUCUACGAGACCGGGCAACGUCCCAAUGUGAUGUAUCACUUCCUUGUCUUCGCGGCACAGAAGCGGGAGCGGCGGCCCUACACCGAGACUCAUCUGAUGAUGACGGGUCCCAGACCACGAUCGGUGCGCAAACGGGUGGUGCGAGCGGUGGCGGAUUUGGCGCCACGUGUCCUAUCUCAUGAUGGCCUUCAGCAUUGCCACACUCUUCCACCAUCUUAGCUUUAUAUCUCGGAUCAACCACGUGGUCCGUCUAGCAUGGUUUUUGUCCUCAAAUCCGCCCAAUAGUCCUUGAAAGAAUUCCUCUAGAGCGGCUAUAAGGAAGU
Messenger RNA from Chara braunii, 2252 nucleotides. The record is from the annotation of a GenBank genome assembly. NCBI's taxonomy places the organism in Eukaryota, Viridiplantae, Streptophyta, Charophyceae, Charales, Characeae.